AGAGUCUCGCAGGAACAAACCAUACGACAGACUCAGACAGCACUAGCGAGACUCCAGUAGUUGACAGAUACCAGAGAGAACCAAGUGUACAGGUAGGAUGGAGUACGGCCAGCAGGGGCAGCACGGCCACGGCACCACCGACCGCGUCGAUCAGUACGGCACUGGAGGCGGCGCCGGCGCCGGUACUGGCGGUAUGGGACUCGGAGGAGAACGCGCCAGCAUGGGCGGGCAGCAGUUCCAGCCCGCGAGGGAGGAGCACAAGACCGGCGGCAUCCUGCACCGCUCCGGCAGCUCCAGCUCCAGCUCGUCUGAGGAUGACGGCAUGGGCGGGAGGAGGAAGAAGGGCCUGAAGGAUAAGAUCAAGGAGAAGAUGCCCGGCGGCCACAAGAACGAGCAGCAGGGGCAGACCGGCAUGACCGGCGGCGCCUAUGGCCAUCAGGGAAACACCGGCAUGACCAGCACUGGCGGCGCCUACGGCACCGAGGACACCGGCGGGAAGAAGGGCAUCAUGGACAAGAUCAAGGAGAAGAUCCCCGGCCAGCACUGAGCGCAGCUUACGCGAGGGAGUUCGUGGUUUUUGUCACGACGUUGCUGGAAAUGGAAUAAUAAGAUGAGCUGAAGAAUAAAGUGUACUUGUUCACUUGUGUACUGUGUAGUCGCUGUUGUGAUCCGAGUCUCUGAUGUACAACUGGAAGUACGUUGGACGAGGAUUAAAUAUAGAUAUGGUCAGUUGGUCA
Messenger RNA from Phragmites australis (common reed), 737 nucleotides. Its product is annotated as dehydrin DHN1-like. The coding region runs from base 98 to 547 and encodes 149 amino acids. Lineage: Eukaryota; Viridiplantae; Streptophyta; Magnoliopsida; Poales; Poaceae. Gene Ontology annotation, biological process: response to water. The record is from RefSeq and is a predicted model, not a curated record. The transcript has 2 exons.